AAGCUGGAUGCUACUCUGCUCGCAAUGCCAGAGGAGGCCUCUGGGAUUCAGUCAUGCAGCACCUGAGACAGGAUGGAGCCGCCCCAGGAGGUCACCCCAGGGACCAACGUUUCCUUCUACCAGCCUUCCGUUCUCCUCAUGACCGGCAUCCCUGGCCUGGGCAAGACCCACCACAGACUGGUCUCCAUCCCCUUCUGCUUGUUUUACCUGACUGCCUUCGCAGGGAACUGCACCAUCCUCUUCAUCAUCAAGAGGACGCCGAGUCUCCACGAGCCGAUGCACUACUUCCUCUCCAUGCUGGCUGUUGUGGAUCUGGGCAUGGCGAUGUGCACUCUCCCUACCACGCUGGGCAUCUUCUGGUUUGACAUCAGGGCCAUCGGAUUCGACGCCUGCCUCGCCCAGAUGUACUUCAUCCACAUCUUCUCUGUGCUGGAGUCCUCUGUGCUGCUGUCCAUGGCCUUUGACCGCUUCGUCGCCAUUUCGCUGCCUCUGCGGUACAGAGCCAUCCUGACCAAGGCCACCAUCGCCAAGAUAGGCCUGGCCAUGUUGGUGAGAGCUGUGGUCUCCCUCCUGCCCAUCCCUUUUCUACUCAAGAGACUUUCGUACUGCGAUAACAACACCCUCUAUCACUCGUUCUGCUUCCAUCCAGACGUGAUGAAACUGGCAUGUGAGGAUGACAUUAGCGUCAACGUUUCGUACGGUUUGGCUGUCAUUCUCUUGACCGCUGGCAUAGAUUCCAUCUUCAUUGUGCUCUCUUACUUCCUGAUUAUCAGAACCAUCGUCCACCUGGGUGCCCAAGGAAAGUGUUGGAAGACCCUGAAUACUUGUGCCUCUCACAUCUGCGCUGUGUUCAUUUUCUUCAUUCCGAUGAUUGGCCUAUCCAUUAUUCACAGAUUUGGCAAGAAUUUCCCCCCGAUUGUAAGCACCGUGGUUGCCUACGUCUACCUCAUCGUUCCCCCUGCUUUGAACCCUAUCAUAUACAGCAUCAAAUCCAAGCCAAUCCGGAAAGCUAUUUGGAGGAUGUUGCUUUGGAAGAUGGAUACUGUCUGAAACAGGGAUACUAUAUCUCUCCAGGGAGCCUGAAUCAAACCAGUAAGGGUUUCCGUCCAGCACGACUUUGGUUUCGUUGCAUGAUAAAACUGUUAUGGAUUAGGGCGAUGCUUGUUCACUGACUGGGAUGGUGUCCUGUAUUGGCGUUCUGCUUUGCUGGAUGGAACAGGGGUUAGUCUAAAUUUUGGCACUUUGCUACCUUCAGGUUGAUUCAGUGGAAGACUGAUGUUUCUGUGGUGGGCUGCUGAGGCCAAAUCAUAUCCAGAGAGGAAGGAACGGGGAAUCUCGGAGUGAAGAGCAGAGCUCAUCCCCUUCUUGUCCGCCCAAAGACAAUGAGGUUGUCUGUGGCAGCCGAAUAAUCCAGCUGCCAGGGGCAAGAGGUCUGAGACUUUCUUCAGAAGCAAACCAAGCCAGAAGCACCUGCAUCUAGGCCUGCAUCCACCCAAGACGUACCUCAGCCUGCCAAGCCCCUGGGCUCUGGGUUGGCGGGAGCAAUCCUCUCCUUGUAUACUCUUCUGAGGCUGGCUAAGAGCUGUGCCCUGGGAGGGCAUCUCAGGAUAGGCGAGCCCCGGACGAAGGGGGCUGCACUGUGGUUUUCUUUCCCCAGCUAUGGCAGUAAUUGCAGCCAGAUACUCCUGAUGGCUUGACUUGCACCAGUCAAGGGAGCCAGUUUGGUGUAGUAGUUAAGAGCGCGGGACUCUUAUCUGGAGAGCCAGGUUUGAUUCCCCACUCCUCCACUUGAAGCCAGCUGGGUGACCUUGUGUCAGUCACAGCUCUCUCAGAGCUCUCUCAGCCCCACCCACCCCACAGGGUGUCUGUU
Messenger RNA from Eublepharis macularius, 1870 nucleotides. RefSeq names its product olfactory receptor 51G2-like. The coding region runs from base 73 to 1050 and encodes 325 amino acids. Gene Ontology annotation, molecular function: G protein-coupled receptor activity; olfactory receptor activity. The record is from RefSeq and is a predicted model, not a curated record. Gene Ontology annotation, cellular component: membrane. Gene Ontology annotation, biological process: G protein-coupled receptor signaling pathway. The transcript is spliced from 2 exons. Lineage: Eukaryota; Metazoa; Chordata; Lepidosauria; Squamata; Eublepharidae.